Molecule: messenger RNA, 1338 nt
Organism: Cannabis sativa
Lineage: Eukaryota; Viridiplantae; Streptophyta; Magnoliopsida; Rosales; Cannabaceae
Exons: 3
Coding region: 1-1338 (445 amino acids)
Molecular function (GO): nucleic acid binding; RNA-DNA hybrid ribonuclease activity
Source: RefSeq, a predicted model, not a curated record
AUGGCGCUUCACGGUGGCAAACAAGCGGACUAUGGCGGAGGAGGACGACUCGGAGGAGGGAACUAUGGCAGAGGAGGGUCGGGCUUAGGGAGGAGGAGGAGAAGGGCUCGGUAUUUUCUUACUGGCUCUUUUCUUACAGCGGAGAUUGGUUCUAAUCCGAGUUUCGUCUGGCGUAGUAUUUUUGAAGCUCGAGAUUUGGUAGCGGCAGGGGUGCGUAAGAGUGUUGGUGCGGGUCUCUCGGUUAGCAUUUUGUCAGAUCCUUGCCUUGCUGAGAUGGAUCAUCAUUUUAUUGAGUCCACACACCCGGGGUUAAUUGGAAAAACAGUUUCUAGCCUUAUGAGGAUCGAUGAGCGAGCUUGGGAUGUUGAGAUUCUUGAAGAUUUUUUCGAGACGCGUGAUAGGUUGGCUAUUCUCUCUAUUCCCCUCAGUUCUUCCAUUCAUGAAGAUGCAUGGUAUUGGAGCUUUGAAAAGUCGGGGCUGUACACUGUAAAGAGUGCCUAUCGGUACUUGGAUGAUUUAAAAAAUGGCUUUUCUACCGACAACUCUGCUGGUUUUUGGAAGAAAAUCUGGGCUCUAAACAUUCCGCCGAAGGUGAGAAAUUUUAUUUGGAGAGCUGCUUCUAAUGUGUUGCCUACGUGUGCUCAGUUGGUUACAAGACAUGUCCCGAUUAGUGGCAUCUGUCAGUUGUGUAACAGCAGCAAUGAAACAAUUUUUCAUGCUCUUGUUGGUUGCUCUUUUGCUCGCUCUUGUUGGCACCGGUCUUGUGUGGAUAUUGGUAGCUGGUUGGAGAUGGCCUUCUCGGCCUGGUGGUCUAAUUUGUCACACAGGGUCAGUGAGCAUAUGUUGGAAGAGGCAGCUAUGGUUGCUUGGGGCAUUUGGCGAGCUAGAAACGAUGUAGUUUGGAACCAGAAAUCUUCAAACGCUGCUGGUGUUGUUCUCUCGGCUAGGCGUACUCUUGAUCAAUAUCAAAUUGCUCAAUCUUCGAAAAAUGAUUGUUUAUUAUUUUUUCGUGGUGAUGAAACAGUUGUUGAGCAUUGGAAACCUCCUAAUUUUAACCAGAUCAAGGGUGAUGUUGUUCUUGAGACAGAUAGUUUAGUUUGUGUUCAAGCUAUUUUAAGUUCUCUUUCUACGCCUUCUCAAUUUGGACUUAUUGUUUCUGAUUGUAAGUUUUUGCUUACUCGUUUGUCUUUUGUUUCUGUGUGUUUUGUUAAACGAUCUUCAAACAGAGCCGCUCAUUAUAUGGUGCGAGCUUCUUGUUUCUCCACAGGUCGUACUAUCCAGGAGGGUUUUCUAUCUCCUGAGUUAGUUGCCAUUGCUUUGGCUGAUUUCUCAGUUUAA